AUGAGGCAUACAAAUGGGUGUCCUAAUGAGCCGUCUUCUCUUGGAUUGCUAGGAUCGGAAGAUGAACAAUCAUCCGCAUUAAUGGGUAGCGAAGCAAAAUUAUUGGAGAUAUGGUCUGCCUCAGAAGCUUUCAUGUUAAUGUCAAUCAUUGGCUCCUCAACUAGUACUUUGUCUUUAAAGUUAAUUUCCGAGGAGCAGGCUAGAAAGAAUUUUUCAGCGGACAGAUCCAGGGGUUUAGGAGGAAUGAGGGAGUUGCCUAUAGAACAGUACGAGCGAUACAAAAUUGAUGGCAUAGUGGUUGGGGAAAAUAUUUCAUUGGUUAAUCUCAAAUCAACAAUUGCAGCAGAAUUAAACGUUGAUGAAUCAAUUGUGUGUGUUGAAGGUGGAAAAAGGGACACAAAGGCUCUAAGCAUUGUUGAAUCGAAAAUUUGUGAUUCUUAUUACAUACCAGAAAUGGAGGUGAAAAAUUAUAUAUCAGAUACAAAUGUUUCUAAUGUGGAAGUGAAGCAAUUGUACAAGGAUAAGGCAACUCUAAUGGCUGUUAUGGAAAAAUAUAAAAUUAAGCAUAGCUUCAAUUUUAGAGUUAAGAGAUCUGAUAGCAAAAGCUACGUAUUAGUAUGUCAUUCAGAUGCUUGUUGUUGGGAAUUGAAGGAGUCCGUUAGGAAAAAUACGGACAUAUUCAAAUUGAGAUACUUCAAUAGUGAACAUACAUGUCCAUUGAGGGAUCAGGUAUUAAGUAAGGUACAAGCUACUGUUGGGUUUCUUAGUGGUGUGACAGCUCCAAAGCCUGUUGUUGUUGUUGAUGCUUCACAUCUUAGCGGAUCUUAUCGAGGGACAUUUGUAUCGGCAAGUACACUCGAUGGGGCAGAUCGAAAUGAAAGCAUAUUGAAGAGUGUAAGUAUUGUUUAUCCAAAUGUUCCUCAUUUCGCAUGCAUAUGGCACCUCUGGAAAAAUGUGUGUACAUACUACAAGAGAAGCAGAACCAUACUAAGUGAUAUUUUCUAUUCGAUGGCAAAGGCUUAUCGGAAAGAUGAUUUUGAAAAAUUAAUGGCUAAAGUGGAAAAAAUAGAUGGCAGAGUUAAGAAGUAUCUUCAAGAUGCUGGGUAUGAAAGGUGGGCUAGAUCUCAUGCAACUGUGAACAGGGGGAGGAUGAUGACUUCGAACAUAGCGGAAUGUAUCAAUGGUUGCCUUGUUGAUGCACGACAAUUACCUAUUAUAGACUUUCUGGAAGAAGUAGUUGCAUCUUCUGAAUAUAUUUUUACAGUGUAUGAAGGUGCGAUAAGAUACAUUGUAUGUCUUGAGAGAAAAACUUGUUCAUGUGGUAGAUUUCAACAUGACGAGAUACCUUGUGCGCACGCAAUGACUGUUUUGAAGAAGAAGUAUAUUAAAGAUGUACAUCCCUACUGCUCUGAUUACUAUAAACAUGAUGCAUUAACAAACACGUAUGCACUUCCAAUAGAACCAAUGCCAGACAAAAGUGAUUGGAUAGCUCCAGAAUCUGUUUUGGAAGAAGUAGUCUUGCCACCAAGAUACAAAAAAAUGCCUGGAAGGCCAAGAAAAAAAAGGAAGAAAAAUCCAGAUGAAAAGAUUACCACAAACACGAAUUGUUGUGGACAGGAAGGUCACAAUAGAAGAACAUGUACUUUCUUCCCAAAAGAUUCUUAA
Messenger RNA from Solanum tuberosum (potato), 1665 nucleotides. RefSeq lists its product as uncharacterized. Lineage: Eukaryota; Viridiplantae; Streptophyta; Magnoliopsida; Solanales; Solanaceae. The transcript has 7 exons. The record is from RefSeq and is a predicted model, not a curated record. Gene Ontology annotation, molecular function: zinc ion binding. The coding region runs from base 1 to 1665 and encodes 554 amino acids.